Messenger RNA from Exophiala aquamarina CBS 119918, 1317 nucleotides. RefSeq lists its product as uncharacterized. NCBI's taxonomy places the organism in Eukaryota, Fungi, Ascomycota, Eurotiomycetes, Chaetothyriales, Herpotrichiellaceae. The record is from RefSeq and is a predicted model, not a curated record. Bases 1 to 1317 code for a protein of 438 amino acids. The transcript has 2 exons.
AUGACUGAUCUAGGUAAUAUAAGCAAGCCGGAGACCUGGCAAAUUUACGAUCCUUAUCCUGAACCAUCUCAUCCGCAGAAACUAACGCGUCCUACCGACUUUGAGCCCAUCAAGGUCCGACAUCCAUGCUAUCAGGAUGAUUCCUGUAACGUCCUCCUUAAAUUUUGGUCACAUGCGCAUCACGAAACGGUGCGGGUUGCAUGUGCAAUCGUCGCAAACAACGCAUGGGUAGGUUAUCUUUCGACUGACAGAGGUGGAAACGACCCAAUUGUUGAGAAUACUGAGAGCACCCUUACGAGGAAGUCAUACUAUUUUCACGUAGCGCAGCCUAUUAACGGAGAGGUCGUGGACUAUCCCGUUGUUCCCACUUUCGAACACUGGCGAUUCCCGACAGCUCUUCCUCUCUACUGGAGAGAGAUUUCGAAUUUCCUCCAGAGACCACAGCCUCCACCCGACUCGCGCUGUAGGCUCACACAGUGUGACUAUUCCGUGGAAAACGCUCACCUGAUCCCAGCGGUGGAAAAGGAGUGGUUUGACAAGAAUUCCAUGUCUGAUUACACAGAUUCCACUGCAGUGGACAAGAUGAACCAUCCAAAUAACACCAUCCGCUUUAAGAGCGACGUUCACACCAUCUUCGAUUCCAAACGCUUUGCCAUCGUCCCGGCCGGCGGACGACUUGUGGCUUACUGCCUCAAUGCGCGGCCAGGGUCACACAUCGAGCGAUUCUGUCAUGGGGUUGAACUUCAUAGGCUCAACAACCCACCCCAACUCCUUCUCGCCCGGUUUGGAUACACAGUUUUUGAGGAUUUGCGAGACUUUCUCGACGCAAGAGUAGCAAGAAAGCUUCUCCUCUGGACCGAAAAUACCUGGACGACGGAGAUUUGUAAUUUUGAGAGAUGUCAGCAAUUUUCGAGAGCAACGGCAUCUCAAGGCAAAUCCAGGAGUGCCAGUCCGAAAAAACGAUCGAAGAUGCAGGAGUCGGAAGAGUUGGAAGAGUUCGACGUCGAGUGGUCGGAUGAAGAAGCAUUGAGGGGCCGCAAAAAACAACGUACCAGCGAGUCCAUCGAAUUGUCAGACCGAGAAUCGUCUCUACUUCCAGACACACCCCAAGACGAUAUUGAAGAAAAAUGCUCCGAAGCGCAAUUACGGACGCGUCAAGCUAUGGAUGAAAGUCGAGAUACCUUCGCAGAGACCAUCAGCUACCUUCGGAAACGCCCCCUAAUUCAAGAUGACGACCCUGAAAAUGAAGAGAGAUCGCAAUUACUGGCAAGACAUCAAAAAUUCAAAGCAGUGCCUAGAUGUUUGCAAAAUGGCUAG